AAGGUCAUAUGCCUCAAGUUCUCAUGGGUCUCAUUUUAUAGCCAAAACCAUCCCUAGUCCCUCUAGUCCAAGACUCCAAGCAACUCUUUCCAUCUCAAGAUCACAAAAGCCUUUACAGCCCAUACAAUUGUUCAAGUCCAAGUAUCAAACCCACAAGCUAUUGCCUAUUAGGAGUAAACUUCAAGAAACAUCUGAUGAAUUUAAGCAUCUAAUCUAAUCCAAUCAAACCCAACCUAAAACCAGCUUUACAAAAACUUCACUCAACCACUUUACCAUUUUUUGAUUAAAAAAACCAGAUUCAGCAGCAUCUGCACUACGGAGUACUAAAUUACUAAUUCCAGUAGUUUACAACUGAUAAAUCUUUUAUCUUUAUAUUUUUCCUUCUCCUCAAACAUCGUUCACAUUCCAUCUGACAAAAUUCACCCUUUUUUUUCAUUUUCUGAAUUUCUUUCCAUUUUCAUAGUUUUAAAUUAUUAAAAGUUUAAAACUCAUCCACGUCUAAAAUUCACCAAUCCCACAACUUUUUUUUCCACCCAAUCUGAAAAACCCAUCAAAAUUUUCCCAAAAUUAUGAUCACCCACUUCACAAAACCACACAAUUAAACAAACCCAGAAAAAUUAUGAGCAAUUGUGAAAAACAAAUGUACAAAAAAGCAGGAUUAACACUUGCAUUUUUCAUAAUUCUUACAAUUACAUACCUUUUUUUGAUCGGAACCCUUGAUCUAAGAGGGUCUUACUUCACCCCAUUUCUCCAAUCUUUGCCGACUGAAGCACCUAACUAUGUCCCACCUUGCCGGAGUUUAUCUCCGUUGAGAGUUUACAUGUAUGAUCUUCCGCAAAGAUUCAAUGUUGGGAUGCUCCGGCGCCGGAGCUCCGAUGAAACUCCGGUGACGGUGGAGACGCUGCCGCCGUGGCCGGCGGUUUCUGGGUUGAGAAGACAGCAUAGUGUAGAGUAUUGGAUGAUGGCUUCUUUGCUUGUUAAAGGGGAGGAGAGAGAAAAUGAGGGUGAAGGUGGAAAUGGGGUUUGGGUUGGGGAGGAGAGAGAAAGUGAAGUUGUGAGAGUAUUGGAUCCAGAAAUGGCGGAUGUGUUCUUUGUGCCGUUUUUCUCAUCUUUGAGUUUUAAUGUUUAUGGGCAUAAUAUGACUGAUCCUAGUACUGAACGUGAUAAGCAGCUGCAGGUUGAUAUAUUGAAAUAUUUGAGGGAGUCUAAGUACUGGCAAAGGUCAGAAGGCCGUGAUCAUGUCAUUCCUAUGCAUCACCCAAAUGCAUUUAGGUUUCUUCGGGAGCAAGUGAAUGCAUCGAUUCUCAUUGUGGCAGAUUUUGGCCGUUACUCGAAGAGCAUGUCAAAUUUAAAGAAAGAUGUUGUUGCCCCAUACGUCCAUGUUGUGGAUUCAUAUACUGAUGAUGACACCCCCAAUCCCUUCAAAUCUCGCACCACCCUGUUGUAUUUUCGUGGCAGGACUGUGAGGAAAGAUGAAGGUGUGGUUCGUGCUAAAUUGCAAAAGCUUCUGGAAGGUUAUGAUGAUGUCCACUUUGAAAGGAGCUUUGCCUCAGAAGAAAGCAUAAGACUGUCCACGCAGGGGAUGCGAAAAUCAAAGUUCUGUCUACACCCGGCAGGAGAUACCCCUUCCUCAUGCCGACUAUUUGAUGCUAUUGUCAGCCACUGCGUACCAGUCAUUGUUAGCGACCAGAUUGAGCUUCCCUAUGAAGAUGAACUUGAUUAUUCUGAGUUUUCUCUCUUCUUUUCAACCACCGAGGCAAUAGAACCUGGUUAUAUGAUUGAGAAGCUUCGCCAGUUCCCAGAGGAAAAGUGGCUAAAAAUGUGGAACAAACUAAAGAACAUUUCCCACCACUACGAGUUUCAAUACCCCCCAAAGAAUGGCGAUGCAGUCAAUAUGCUAUGGAGGCAGGUUAGGCAUAAGCUCCCUUUCGCUAAGCUUACUGCUCAUAGAACUCGAAGGUUAAAAAUUCCUGAUUGGUGGGGAAGGAGAAGGUAGCCGGUGUGUACUUUGUACCUAACUGUACUUAUUUUUGUGUGUACAGUUUCAUAUUUACAGUUUGAACUUUCCCAAAGAAGGGGAAUUAUAGGUUAUUCACUUAUUCAUACAUGUUUUUUGAUCCUGUGACAUCCAAUCUGAUCCAUUUGUUUCAUUGUUUGCAUUCUCUUUGUUGCAUUAUUUUAAGCUGCAUUAUGUUGGCACAUCCUUUAUUAAAUCACCUGAGGUAUAAUCCAGGCUGUGAUGUAUGACUUUUGGUGCAUUAUUUGAA
Chenopodium quinoa (quinoa) is the source of this 2267-nucleotide messenger RNA. RefSeq names its product probable arabinosyltransferase ARAD1. The transcript has 4 exons. The coding region runs from base 620 to 1996 and encodes 458 amino acids. Gene Ontology annotation, molecular function: glycosyltransferase activity. NCBI's taxonomy places the organism in Eukaryota, Viridiplantae, Streptophyta, Magnoliopsida, Caryophyllales, Amaranthaceae. The record is from RefSeq and is a predicted model, not a curated record.